AUGACUGCAACGAACGAACGUAUCGCAUCAAAUAUAUUUCUUGUUGAUUUUUUUAUUUAUUGUCCACCAUUAUGUGUAAAAGAAGGACAGGAAGGUAGAAAAAUUCUUUAUUAUCAUCCUCAUGAUACUGAUAUUGAUCGGCAAAUACGUACGGUUGGUUAUUGUGAAGGUUUAGUUAAAUUUACUGAAACAUUUGGUUUUGAUGAUCCAUGUGAAAGUGUUCAUUUUCAAAAGACUCGUCUUUUAUUUCAUCAAAUUGAAAAUGAUAUAUGUAUAGCUAUGUCGCUUAAUGUUCCUGUUAUUGAACGAAAAAAAGAUGAUAAAUUUAUUACGGAAUAUUAUGAUGAAAAUAUUAAUGAUCGUAUUAUGUUACCAAUUCUAAAAAUGGCAUAUCGAUAUUUUGUAUUACAACAUGGUACUAUGUCAACACCAAUUCGACAUGGUCGUCUAGAUGAAUUACAAAAUGUACUGAAACAACAUUUUGAUAAGUUUAUUCAAAAUCAUUUACAUACAAUGAUUCGAGAUGCAACAUUGGAUACAUCAUAUUUAGGUGUACAAUUUUUACCAGUUGAAAAAAAACUUUAUUUAAAACUUCAAUCAAUAUUACGACGAAUUGAAUUACGUUUUCCAUUACUUAAAGAAACAUUUUUUCUAUAUAAAGAUCAACUUAUAUGGAGUGGUCUCUCACAAGAAGAUACUAGUCUAGUUUAUUCUUUUUUUCGUCUAUAUUAUUGGCCACAUCUUAAACAAUUAACAAAUUCAUCGACUAUACAAUUUUUAACAGUUGAUACAAAUGCUAAUCUAGCUGAUGAGUUAAGAAUAUCAACGCAAUCGAAUAAUGAUAUAUCACAAGUAUUUUUCUUAGGAAAUUCAUUAACACCAUAUCGAAUACUUGCUAUAAAUAUUAAUUUAAUAACAAUAUUUUGUUUAUUUCAUGAUGAUGAUGAUACAAUUAAUAAUGAAAGUAUGAAUGCACAAAUAGUUGAAAUAUUAAAAAAAGAUUUAGAUACAAUGUUACCUAGUUUUGAAGAACAUCUAAGAAAAAAAUAUCCGACAGCAGAUAAUACUGUACGAACAGUUUAUUAUAAUAAAAUGAAUAUGGCAUAUUCUUCAACUGUUGAUUGGACUAGAGAACCAAUUAGUUCCAUGGCUGGAAUUAUGAAUACACUUGCAGAAGAUAUGCAAUGGUUUCAUCCAUCCGGUGAAAUGAUGGUUAAACGUGAAAAUGAUCCAUGGAUAAUAUCUAAACGAUCGGAUAUGCGUGAAUUAUUAAUUGUAGUUAAUCAGAGAAAUGCAAAUUUAAAAGAAAUCAGUGAUAAAGUUAAGCAAAUAUUUGCGACGCAAUUCAGUAACAUUUUACUCAUAGAGUGA
Molecule: messenger RNA, 1371 nt
Organism: Adineta steineri
Lineage: Eukaryota; Metazoa; Rotifera; Eurotatoria; Adinetida; Adinetidae
Source: the annotation of a GenBank genome assembly